Molecule: messenger RNA, 1086 nt
Organism: Anoplophora glabripennis (Asian longhorned beetle)
Lineage: Eukaryota; Metazoa; Arthropoda; Insecta; Coleoptera; Cerambycidae
Product: larval cuticle protein LCP-30-like
Exons: 4
Coding region: 59-745 (228 amino acids)
Cellular component (GO): chitin-based extracellular matrix
Molecular function (GO): structural constituent of chitin-based larval cuticle
Source: RefSeq, a predicted model, not a curated record
AUUGUCUUCAGUCAUGUUUUAAUUAUAGCGUGAUCUUACCCCGUUGAUAGAUUAUGAAAUGUUUGAGUUCUGCAUUUUUAUUACAUUUGCAAGUUGUUAUGCUCAAGACGAUGGAGUAUACGUUCAGGAUAAUUCUGGAGCUUACGUUCCUACUGGUGAUGAAGGUCGAUACAUUCCAGAUGAUUCUGGAAAGUAUAUUCCAGAUUAUAGUGGAUUAUAUCACCAUGAUGGGACUGGAAGGUACGUCAACGAUGGAAGUGGAAAGUAUGACAGCAGCAGAAAUGGAAAAUAUCCACAUUAUUUAAGUAAACACACUGGAAGAAAAUCGAUAUACUUCAGUAACCUAGAGACUGCUGGAACAGUUUUGAGCAAAAAUAUUGUUAAACCCAAACUUACUUCCUCAGCUAAUACCAACAGAAAUUUUAGAAAUCUUAGAAAGAAUGAACAUUUUGAUAAUGGUAAAUGGAAAAUUAUUCGUCAAAUAAACCAUAAUGACAUUAAAGGAUACCACUGGGAGUUUGAAACUGAAAAUAAAAUAAAUGCUGAGGAAUUUGCAAAAUUUGACAUGACAGAGAGUGAUCAAGAGGCACUUAAAACAAAUGGAUACUUUAGUUACACUGGCCCAGACGAUAUGGUCUAUUCUAUUAUGUACACUGCAGAUGAAAAGGGAUUUAUUCCAAAAGGAGAUCACUUACCUAUUUCACUACAAAAAGCUCUUGCACAAAUAUCUUCAAUAAAGAAUUAGAGUUACUAUUUUUAGGAGUAAAACCAAAAAAAUAGAAUUAACGUCUAGUGUAAAUGAUAAUUUAUUUUUUGUGUAUGUACAUAAUAUUAACAAAAUUAAUGAUUUACAAUUUAGAUUAUAUAAGUAACUCUUUGUAUGUAUUCAACUAAAACUUUUUCUUAAACUUAUCAUUUAUAUGAAAUUUAUUAUGUAUGAACAGAUUUCGAAUAUAAGUUUAUAUGGUACAAGUUGGAGACUUUAACUGGAAUAAAUUCGCUACCAGGGACCUGAAUACUAUACACCUUUUGAACAACUAAAUCUGUAAAUCCUUACGUAAUUGGAAAAAAGCUAGAAGUGCCUGA